UUAUUGAUAAUAAAAAUCGAAAUUUGAAUUUUUAUGUCGUAAGAGUAAUUUUUGUAGUUUUUCUUUAAUUUGAUACCGGUUAAGGAUCGAAAACAAGAAUAUUAAUUGGUCUUCCUCUUACUCGUACGAUGUUCUAAACAAUCAACAACAAUGAGCGUUAUUUUCAACAGAAUAUUCAUUCAUGCGGGUAAAGCUUUAGCUUAUCAGUCGAUGAGAAGCCGUUCAAUUUUACCCAAACUCAAUGGAAACUUCAUCGCGCAAUCAACGCUGGUUUCUGUAAAUUCGAACAGCUCAGAUUCAUAUUCGAAUGAUGAUUCGAUGCUAGACGAUGUAUUUCACCCGCAACAAAAUUCUCCGUUGUCAGUUCUCGAAGAGGUAGAACCCGACAAAUUGCCAGAUUUGUCUCACAUCGCUCCCGAGCUAAGACCAAGUUUCAACUUUGCGUAUUUCGCUAAUAAAAGCGAAGUUAUUCAACAACUGAUCGACUUGGGUGUAGAUUUUCACAAAAUAGAAUCAAGGAAAAAAAUACCCACGUUUCUAUUGCAAUUGGAUUUCGAGAAAGAUGUUAAACCUUAUAUUUCGUUUCUUUUUCAAAAUGGAGUACCUGCUGAUCAACUUGGACGAGUGUUUACAAAAAAUCCAUUCUUGUUGGAAGAAAGUUUAGACGAUUUGGAAGUACGAAUAAAUUAUUUCAAAUCGAAGAAAUUCACACCGGAGAUGAUAACACGUCUUAUUACAACGAAUCCCAGAUGGCUUAGUCAUACAACGCAACAAAUAGACACGUUAUUGGGCAAUUUUCAAAAAGAACUUUGGUUAACAGGAGAUGAAAUUCGUGCUGUUGUGUGUAGAUGUCCUGAUUUGAUACAUCUUCGUAAAGAAAAAUUAACGGAUUGUUUAUUUUUCUUCAAAGAUGUAAUAGGAUUUGAUGGGAAACAAACCAAAGAAUUAUUUUUAAAGGCCCCUUAUAUUUGGACACUAAAACGAGCAAUCGUCCACGAACGAAUGGACAUCAUGUUGAUAGAUAUGAAAGUACCCCUUUCCGCUAUUGUUGCCCAACCUUCUGGAUUACAAUGCAGAGGAUUUAGACUGAAACAGAGACAUUUAUUCUUGGAAAAGUUGGGCAAAGCUCAGUACGACCCUACUAAACCUGGUUAUGUUUCAAUUAACGACAUAAGUAUUGGAAAUGAUGCCACUUUUUGCGAUAAAGUAGCCAAAACCUCAGUUCACACUUUCAAUUUGUUCUUAAAAACUUUGUAAUGUACCAUUUUAUUGUCACCUAACUAUAAGUUAAAUUAUUUUUGUUAUUUUAAUAAAGAAUUUCUUUACGAACAUAUAA
Messenger RNA from Planococcus citri (citrus mealybug), 1336 nucleotides. RefSeq names its product mitochondrial transcription termination factor 3 (gene mTerf3). The record is from RefSeq and is a predicted model, not a curated record. The transcript is spliced from 5 exons. Gene Ontology annotation, cellular component: mitochondrion. NCBI's taxonomy places the organism in Eukaryota, Metazoa, Arthropoda, Insecta, Hemiptera, Pseudococcidae. The coding region runs from base 151 to 1257 and encodes 368 amino acids. Gene Ontology annotation, biological process: mitochondrial transcription; mitochondrial ribosome assembly; regulation of DNA-templated transcription. Gene Ontology annotation, molecular function: double-stranded DNA binding.